UGUCAAAAGCCCAUCUCAUUAACCGCCCCAUCCCUUCCUACAGACAACUAACGCGAGGCGUAGAAGCUGGAGACGUAGCUACUGCCCAAACCGAAUCGGAAAGGGAGUGCCGACUGCUGAGAACGCCGCCGGUAGAGAGACGCCGCCACCGCUGCCUCCAGACGCCGCUGCACCCUCCAGGCUGUUUAAUUCUCAGGACCGGCAAAGAGGAAGACCAAGAUGGUUUUCAGCUGGUAAGUAAGAAGAAGAGUGCAAUGAGAAUAACAAUUGAUGAGCUGCUUAAGGGAGACCUAAAGAAUAUCCCUUAUACAGAUACCAAGACGCGAGAAAGCUAUUUUGUCUGGUAAUUGGCCAAACAUUCAAGAUUUCUAUUAAUCUUCUCAAUUGACUGACAACCUGCCCUUUGAGUUUGGUGUUAAAAGAGAUGGGGAGAUCUAAAAAGCAAUCCCGACAGACCAAGUUGGAAAGUGAAAGUGAUUCUGAAUUUGACACCGAUGAAAUGAGAUAUAAUACAUCUCAUGAGGUCGAGGAUGAAGAGCAAAAUGAUAUGAGUAGUGAUGAUGAAGAGGGAAACCAUCAAAGUGAUGAUUUCGGUGAAGAUGAUGAAGAAGAACGGGACAGUCUUGAGAAUGAUGGUUUUGGGGAAGAAGAUGAUGAGGAAGGGGACAGCCUUGAAAAUGAUGGCUCUGGGGAAGAAGAUGAAGAAGAUGAUGAAGGGGAACAAAAUGAGUUGCAAAAGAAUGCUGAAAUGGAAGAGCUUGAGAAUGACUAUAGGAAGCUUCAGCAAAAAGAGCAAGAUCUAUUGAGAAAUCUAAAAAGCCAUAAGAAUGAGGAUAUUUUGAAAGGAGAAGCAGUGAAAAAUCAGAAGGCUCUUUGGGACAAGACUCUUGAGUUAAGGUUCUUGCUGCAGAAAGCAUUUUCAAGCUCCAAUAGACUUCCUCAGGAGCCAAUGAAGUCUUCAUUUUGUGAAUAUGGUGAUGAAGUUGGUGAGGCAUAUUCAGAUCUAAUUGGCUCCUCAGUGAAAACCUUGGAGUCUAUAUUGGAGUUACAAGAGGCUCUUCUUGAGAAGAAUCCAUCAAUUAUUCAAUCUACUGAUGGCUCUGAAGUUUUGGAAGUUUCUCAUCAGUCAAAUGGUGAAAGUGAUGAAGAAUGGUCACAAAUUGCUCAAAUGCAUUCAAGAAUGGCAUCUUUUAGAGACAAGUCAAUAGACAAAUGGCAGAGGAGGACACAAGUAACAACAGGUGCCGCUGCUGUUAAAGGCAAAUUACAUGCAUUUAAUCAGAGUAUCAGUCAACAAGUGAGUAAUUACAUGAGGGAUCCAAGUAAAAUGAUAAAUGGCAUGCAGUUGAAUACAUCUGCUGUAGCUCUAUUUGGAAAUGCUCCCGAUCUUACAACGACGCAAGAGGGUAUACGUGCGGAUGGUAGCCCAGAACUUCUGGACGAUUCUGACUUCUAUCAGCAAUUGCUCAAGGAAUUUUUUGACUCAGUUGAUCCGUCAACAUCCGAGAAUACAUUUUACGCUUUGAAAAGACUGCAAACGAAGAAAAGGAAAAUUGUUGACCGGCGAGCGUCAAAGAGUCGGAAAAUCAGAUACAAUGUACAUGAAAAGAUUGUGAAUUUCAUGGCUCCCCAGCCGAUGGACCUGCCACCCAUGGCCCCAAAGUUGUUCGAGAAUUUGUUUGGGCUUAGAACCCAGAAACAAGCUACAGAAGUAGCAUAACGGGUAAACUAUGCUCGUCAUAGAACAAUUUUGAUUAUCGUGACAUUGUAUUAGAACUAACUCGUUUUUGCAUGCACUUGGACACAAUAUUCUGCGGCGUUGUACUAUUCUAAAUGCUCUAAUUUAAUGCUUGUUGGAAAAUGGAAAUUUUAGUUUGUUGGGUUUCAUUUUUUUUUGAGGAAGCACAAUGGUGAGGUGAGUUGAGCACAAAAACCAAGCUUUUGGAUGUUUUUUUCAAGGCUCCAUUUGUAAAGUUGCAACAAGGGCUACUUCAUGAGUUUUUGCUUUACAUGGUGAGACAAGUUUGAUGUUCUAUAUUUGGUCUCAAACUCGCCCAAUAAAGCGCGUUUGAGGUU
Molecule: messenger RNA, 2076 nt
Organism: Cuscuta campestris
Lineage: Eukaryota; Viridiplantae; Streptophyta; Magnoliopsida; Solanales; Convolvulaceae
Source: the annotation of a GenBank genome assembly